AUGGCAACAAACAACGUAUCUCACCCGCCCAACCUUCGCACGCCCACCACCUUCGUCACAACUCACGAUGUCCAGGGCGUCUCGAUAGUCCACACGGCUUCGCCGGCGACAUUCCAGGAUAUCGGUCCCGAGACCCGCUUUAACGUCAUUUAUACCACGUCCGAGAUGCCAGUAAAUAUGAACGGCGACCAGGACAUCUCGGUCCACCAAUCCGUCAUGUCCUCGGGAAAGUUGGGCCUCGUCCGACCCCACGGCACCGUGUGCCGUAUGGUCGACUUCGCACCGGGCAGCGAGGGUAUCAUGCACCGCACCAAGUCCCUCGAUUACGGUGUCGUUGUCGAGGGAGAAGUCAACAUGCUUUUAGACUCCGGUGAGGUGCAGUUGAUGAAACGCGGCGACGUGGCGGUGCAGAGGGGCACAAUGCACGCGUGGAAAAACCCGAGCAAGACUGAGUGGGCAAGAAUGGUGUUUGUGUUGCAGGAUUCUCAGGCGCUCAACCUUGGAGACGACGUUUUGGGAGAGGAUUUGGGGCACGGUAAGGGUGACAUUCCCGCGAGUGGGAAUGAAUGA
Molecule: messenger RNA, 570 nt
Organism: Cladophialophora bantiana CBS 173.52
Lineage: Eukaryota; Fungi; Ascomycota; Eurotiomycetes; Chaetothyriales; Herpotrichiellaceae
Exons: 1
Coding region: 1-570 (189 amino acids)
Source: RefSeq, a predicted model, not a curated record